Paramecium octaurelia is the source of this 1417-nucleotide messenger RNA. NCBI's taxonomy places the organism in Eukaryota, Ciliophora, Oligohymenophorea, Peniculida, Parameciidae. The record is from the annotation of a GenBank genome assembly.
AGAAAUUUAAAUAUUAAAAACAAUGUAACAAACACAAUAGAUGGAAGAAUUGAAUGAGAAAGGUGAAUUGAUAAUAUCUGAAGUGAUUUAGAGGGUUAAGAGCAACUUCACUAAAUUCGAAAAGUUCAUGAAGAAUUAAAAAAACAAAAAGGUAAUUUUGUUAUGUGGAAAUACUGGGGCUGGAAAGAGCACCAUCUAUAAUUGGCUUUUAGGAGCUGGCUUUAAGACAGUAGAAAAGGAUGGAUUAAGUUAGUUGGAACCUAUUCAUACCAAUGACUAAAUGUAUAUUUCGAAAAUGGGAAAAUGUUCAACAUCAGUUACUUAAACUUCGAUUUAUGAUUUUAUUGAAGAACUGGGUCAUGUCCUUAUUGAUUUACCUGGAUUCGAAAGCACAAUUGACGAAUAUCAUAAAUUAUUUAUUGAUGUGCUCUUUCAGAAAAUAACAACAUCAUUCUAAACUAAAAUAGUGUAUGUUUUAGACAGUCCAUAAAGAGAGUUGCAUAAUAGAGGAAAGGAUUUGAUUCAAUUCAUCAAUUAAUAAAUUGGGCAGAAUCCACUAAAUAUAUAAAACAUUUUUCUGAUCAUUAAUAAAUACUUAGAGGAUGAUGCUGAUGAUGUACAAAUUAAAAGAAUUAAAGAACAAUUGGAAGGAAGACCUGAAUUCAAAUAAGGAAUGCUCAAGAAGAUUUAAAUAAUACAUAAAAUAAAAAACAACGAAAUGAUUCAGAAUGUAUUCUCAGAAUAGGCAAGAAAGAGUUUGAUCCUAAAUUUGAAUGAAUCUGAAUCGAUUACUCUGCAGAAUUAAACUGUAUCCUAAUUAUCAAGUUGUGAGAUUGUCAAUAGCUAUUUAAUGUAAAAGAGCACAUUCUAUUUUAAGAGACUUACAGAAAUGUCUCAACAAAUAAUUGCGAUGAUACAAAAAAAGCAUAAAUUUUCACUCAUCCCAAGUAAACAAGAAGAAACCAAUCCUAAUUCAAGAGUACCAAAAACUAUUGCAGGAUUGUAUACAUUAUAUAGCUAUAUGAUUACCAAAGAGACAACUGGAUUAAAUGAAGAUGAUGAAUUUCAUAAUUUUAAGAAGAUCUAUAAAUAUUUUUUGCCUUAUUAACAACACUUAUCAUGUUUUUCUUGUAUGAGUGUUUAUGAAUAAGGAGAAGUUACAAGAUUCAAUAGUGUUAUUGAUUAUUUAUCAUAAAAUUCAAACUCUCAACCAGAAAUGACCGAUUAAGUUUAAAGAGUAUAGCAAUAAACAAGUGUAGGUUAAACUUAGAAUUUGUAAGCUGCAGAAAAAUCACAGAAUAAAUGGAUAAAUAUAAUCGGCGAUAUCUUUUCAGUUAUUGUAGUUGUCUUUGGCAAAGUCUAUUGUAUCUAUACUGACAUGAAGAAACUAUGAGAUUAUAUUAUAUUCAUAAAAAAU